GUUGCAGCUGUGGUAAUAGUUGAAGUCCAUGGGGAAUGGAUGCCAAUCGUCGACACCAUAGAAUAGGAAGACUGCCUCUGUUACUUGUUGCCAUGACUACACAGUUCACUUAUCAGAAUUGCUUAUACUAAAUGUUGCGAUAAAGGGUAGCAGUCUGUAUAGAUUUCAGCUUGCCCAUUGGCCACAAUUGACGAAGAAACCCGGUCGCCCCUUGUGCGGGUGCUCACAACGGUGAUGGAGACGGAGGAGGCACAAAGUUACUUCAGUAAGCCAAGCGAUGCUGCAGAGCACCCCGAUUUCGCCAUACCGGUUCAGGGGCAGGGCCGGGUGCAGGAGCAGCCGUGUGGUGACGGCGAGCAGCGAGGGGAGCAGGACGGGCGGCUGCCGCAUGUGGCGCUGCGGGAGCCGGAGGAGCAGCGGGCGCUGGGGGAGCGGGAGGAGCAGCGUGAGGCCGCGGUGCAUGAGGGGCUGAUGUGCGGGCCGCCGCAUGGGGCCGAGCAGCAGCAGCAGCAGGUGCAGCAACAGCAUGCGUCGCAGCAGCUGGAGCAGCAACAAGUGUCGCUGCCGCUGGAGAGGCUGCAAGACCCUCAGCAGCAGCUGGCGCAGGAUUUGGCCGCUGCGGUUGGCAUUCCGGAGCAGCAGUGGGAGCCACAACUUCCGCAACCCCAGCAGCCGGGGCCGCCAUCUGAGGAGCAGCAGCAGACCCCGCAGCAGUCGACACCAGCAGCAGCAGCAGCAGAGGGACAUGUGCCUGAGCUGCUGCAGGGGCCGCCCAUGGCUGAGCUAGGGUUUGGGCUUGCACCCUCGGCAUCUGGGCUGGGGCUGCUAGGGCCGGAGGAGCAGACGUCUGAGGGGCGGGGGCAGGCAGCCGUGCAUGAGGCGCAGCAGCAGCAGCCACAAGUGGCGGGACAGCCGCCGCUGCAGCCGCAGCAGACGACGCAGGCAGACCCGGAGGCCGCAACGACGCAGGCGGAACCCACAUCCGCCGCGCCGCCGGCGGAGGCGUUCGGGGCGUCUGCAGCAGCGGCAGAUGCAGUGGCUGCGGCGGCGGGUGCAGUGCGGGUGCAGUGCGAGAGGGAGCACAUGCAGCUCCCUAACGGGAAUCCGAAGCCGGAGAUCUCUCAGCAGCUGCACCCGGGGUCCCUUCCGGCGGCCGGGGCGGGUGCGGUGCCGUACUUGCCCGGGAGUAGCAGCAUCAGCAGCAAUGGCGACGCGGGGAGCAGCUUCAUGCCAGUAAGUGUGACGACAGCAGCAGCAACAGCGGCAGCCCCGACGAUGGCGGCGGCGAACCCUGUGUUUGCUCGAUUCUCCAUGCCUGCCGCCGCCGGCACGGAGGUGACAACCGCGGCCCAUACGGCUGCUGCCGUACUGCAGCCCCGCUACUCCGGCGGAGGCGUCGCUCGGAGUGGCGGCGGAGGCGGAGGCGGGCAGCCAGCUGGGGUCGGUGCCAGCGGGGCACCAGGGGGGUCGCUGCGUGGCUCCAUGGCCGCUGCCGGCGCCGCCGUCGCUGCUGCUGAUGCCGAUGAGGUUCUCCUUAUAGACCCCACAACAGCGACGACCCACGGGUCAGCGCUGCUGCAUGAUACCGUACCUGCUGCCAACGGCGCCGUACUGCUGCACGGCCACAUGCACUCCGGACCGCUGGGCGGAGGCCUCCCGGGUGCCGGGGGUCACUUCUUCGGCUCUUCAGCGAACGGAGCAGCAGCGCCGUACCCGCAUCUGGUGACGUCAGCAGCGGCGGCUGAGGGGCCGGGUCAUGUGGCGGUGGCGGCACCUCUGUCCGCCUCGCCUCGUGCCCUCACGGUCCCUCACUCCAUGGUCCCCAUGCACGGGCAGCAGCUGCAGCCCAACCAGCAGAAGCCGGAGUCGCUGUUCGUGCCUUCGCCCCGCCUCCCCGGGUACGGUGGGGCCGCAGCAGGGCCAGCUGCUGCUGUGGGGCUGAAGACCGAGGAGGAGGAGCGGCAGUCCGGUGCCGCCCCGGCCAGUCCGCCGGCCCGCACCCCGGGACCCGCCGCCCCCGCCGCCUCAGCGCCCCCUGUCGUACCCGCCGCCGCCGCAGCAGCAGUGGCCAGCCCCCGCCCCAGCCCCAGUCGCGGCCCCAGCCACGGCGGCGUGCUGCUGCCGGGUGGGCGCUGCGACGUGUGUCGGCGGCUGAAGAAGGGGCGCUGCGGCACCAGCACCUCCUCCCUCAAGUGCGAGUACCGGCGGCUGAACAACCUGCCGUACGCUGACCCCGUGACAGGUGAGCGAGUGCUCCCCCCGGGCUACCUGGUGUCCUCCGAGGAAGACGACGAAGCGGCAGCUCAGGCGGGGCUGGGGCAGGCAGCUGCGGCCGCCGCCGCCGCUGCCGCCAGCGGAGGCGGCAAUGGGCCCGCGGCGCAGCUGCCCGGCGGCGGACACUUCACGCGUGGAGGUGCGGCGGCGGCAGCGGCAGCUGCCGCCGCGGCAGCAGCAGCAGCGGCGGGAGCCCCCUCGCCAUCCAUGUCCAUUGACGGGGAGACGGGCUCUGCCGGCGGCGGUGGCGGCGGCGGCGGCACCCCCACCAAGUCGGCACGCAGCGGCGGCAGCCGGCCCGGUCCCCGUCCUGGAGCGAGGCUGGCGGCGCGAGGUGCAGGGGUGGCGAUGUCGCCAGCCGCCUCAAACGGCUCGCCGCAUAAGGGAUUAGGGGGUGCGAGGACACCCAAGUCUGCAGCCGGUGGCGGCGGCGCAAGAAACCAUGCUGGCGGCGGCGGUGGCGGCGGGACCAAAUCCAACAAGCAACCCGGCGGCGGCGGCGGCGGCGGCACCAAGGGCGGCUCCAACCGUGUCGUCGCCAACCCGGUCAUGGAGCCUGAAAGCGAGCUCAUCUUUGACCCGGACGCUGAGCUGGCUCUGGCGGCUGCGGCCAUGUUCGACACGCCCUCGCUUGGCGGCAGCGGCGGCGACGGCGACGGUCUCAUCGAUGACAUGUUGCUGGGUGGCCUGGGCGGCAUGCUGGACGGCCCACUGCUGGAAACAAACGACAUGCCGCUUCCGCUGCCGCCGCCCUCAGCAUCCUCCUCGCUGCAAACCACACAGCAGCGCCCGCAACAGCAGCAGCAGCGGCAGCAAUCCCAGCAACGGCGGCGGAGCAGCAGCGGCGACGAUAACGGCGACAGAAGCGGUGGCAGCGGCGGCAGCAAGCCUGCUGCUGCGGCGGCGGCGGCACCUGGCGGCAAGGUUCAGAGUGUGGCGGCGGCGCAGGCGGCGUUGCAGUCGGCCCAGGCGGCGCUGUCCUCCGCUCAGGCGCACCUAGCUGAGCUGGACCGCAGCUGGCGGGGCGCGGAGCAGCGCACGGCGGAGCGUAAGAAGCAGCUGGCGGAGGCCAAGGCCGCCAAGCUCCAGGAGCUGGAUCAGGUGCAGCAGGCGCUGGCAACCCGGCAGGCGCACGUGCAGCAGGCCAACGAGGCGGCGGCGGCGGCUGUGGAGCUGCGGCGGCAGCUGGAACGAGCCCGAGCGCAACUGGCGGCGCUAGGGGCAGGAAGCGCAGGAGCGGCAGCAGGGCAGCAGGCGGCGCUGAUGCAGCAACAGCCGGGUGUUUGCGGCGGCGCGGGGUCCGGGGCGGUGGCGGGGAGUGCGGGUGCGGCAGGGAGCGGAGCAGGAGUCCCUGCCACCGCCGCCGCCGCUGUCACCGCCGCCGCUGUCACCGCCGCCGCUGAGGAGUCCUCCUCGCCUGCCUGCGACACCGCGGACUUCCUGGUGCAGGGGGACGAGCCGGGCUGCGAGCAGGCGCCUGCGGUGGCGACUACGGCUGCACCGCCGCCGCCGCCAGCAGCAGCAGCAGCACCCGUGGCAGCGCAGGUAGCGGCGGGCAGCGCAGGCGAGGCCGGGGGCACUGCCGAGGGGCCUGGAGGAGGCGGAGGUGGAGGCUUGGCGGCAGCGGAUGGAAGUGCACAAGGGCCCUCUGGUUUCCCGGCAGCUCAACCGCACGGGGAGGCGUCUGCUGCUGUUACCGCCGGCGGCGGCGGCGGGGGGCCCUCCUCCAGCCAGCUGACAGCCCCGCAGCACGCAGCCCCGCAGCAGCAGCAACAGCAGCCUGCUGAGCAGCCGGCGGCACAUGCCUCUCCCGCGGCAGCAGCCUCAGCGGGCCCCUCGCGCCAAACCCCGCCGCACCCGCACCCAAACACUCACGCGCAAUACCAACAGCAGCAGCAGCCGCAGCAGCAGCAGCCGCAGCUGGGCUCCCCACCUGCGCAUCCGGCCGUACCACCAUCCCAUCCGCAGCCACACCAGCAACCCCAGCAACAUCCCGGCGACAGGAACCCGCAUGGCGGCGGGGACAGGGCCGAGGCAGGCGCGGCCCAUUCCACUGAAGCCGGAGCUGUUCGUAGCCCGCACGCGCCCCCACAUGCGAACCAGCUGCUGCCACCGCAGCCGCAGCCAAGCGGGCCGCAUGCGGUCCAAACAUCGCCGCAAGCCCAGAGCUUACAGCAGGAGCAGCAGCAUCGGCAACAGCAGGAAGCGAUGCAGAAGCAACAGCAUGCGAUACAGCAGCAGCAACAACAGCAAAUGUUGUUACAGCAACAGCAACAACAGCAAGCGUUGCUACAGCAACAACAGCAGCAACAAGCAUUGCAACAGCAACAACAGCAGCAACAGGCGCUACAACAGCAGCAUGCGAUGCAGCAGCAGCAGCAGCAGCAGCAAGCGCUAAUGCAGCAGCAGCAACAACAACAGCAACAGCACCACCAGCAUGCUUUGCAGCAACAGCAACAACAGCAGCAGCAUCACGCCCUGCAGCAACAGCAACAGCAAGCGCUGCAGCAGCAACAAGCGCUACAACAACAGCAAGCACUCCAACAGCAGGCCCUCCAACAGCAACAACUCCUUCAGCACAUGCAGCAACACCAGCAGCACCACAUGCAACACAUGAACCCCCUCAUGCAGUUGCCUGGGGCCCCACAGCAGCAACAGCAGCAGCAGCAACAACAGGUGCAAGCCUUGCAAUACCAGCAAGCUGCCGCUGCUGCCGCUGCAGCCGCCGCUGUGCAACAGCAGCAACAGCAGCUCCUGCUGCAGCAGCAGUUUUACGCCACCCAGCAGCAGCAACUACACAUGAUGCAGCUGCGGAUGCUCAUGCAACACCAGGCGCAGGCACAAGCCCAAGCUGCAAUGAUGCGGCCCCAGACGCCCCUCGCAGCAGCAGCGGCAGCCGCCGCUGUUGCGCACCCUCACCCACACGCCCAAGCAGCACCGCCGGGCAAGUCGCCUCCUGCGCUGCAAGCUACAGCACAGGCGCCGCCCGCAGCAGCACAGGGCGCCGUGCCGACUCACGCGCCUCCUUCGGCGCAGCUUCACGAUCCCGGGAGACCCCAAGGAGCCUGAUGGGAGUGCUGUUCGGUGGCUAGAGAAGAGCCGAGCGGAGCUGAGCGGGGUGCUUCGAGUACCUCGGCACAUGUGGUAGGCUUGUUAGGUGCGGCCUGUGGUUUCGGCAUUUCGUUGUGCAAUGUGGAUCUGUAUGGGCCUCGGGGAUGACAAGGAAUGAAUGCGCUCGGCCGCGUAUUUAGAGAAACGGAUGGCAGUGUAACUUGGAUGUGGGCGUCGCGAUGCUGCGUGGCGGGUUUGGUACCGGGUCGUGUCAGGCCCAGUUGCCGGGCACUGCCGCCGAGUGUUGUUCGGGCUUCUACUUAAGGGCGCUUUAACCUUGAGGAGCGACGGGUGUUUUUACCCGAGGAAGCGAAUACAGGGAGCGGUAGAGGAGGAGUUGACUGAGCGGUAUGUUUCUCGGCGGUUGCAAGCAUAUCACAUCCUGCACCCUUUAUAUUGGAUGACAAUGUUUAUGUUUUGUGGGUUGUGUAGGGAUCUGUGAGGCAUGCGCGCCGCGAGUGGUGGGUGUCCUAAAAUGUUUACGUAUUAUGACGGACAUUGCUUGGACCCGGUGAUGCAGCGCCGUAGCGCCGUUUCAGGCGAUAAGAGACAGUUGAAACCUUCCAAAUACUUGGACUUAUGACGGACGAUGCGUUGCAAGUUGCGACGAAGUGAGCUCUAGCGAAGGACCUGCUGUCUAUCUUAAAG
Molecule: messenger RNA, 6033 nt
Organism: Astrephomene gubernaculifera
Lineage: Eukaryota; Viridiplantae; Chlorophyta; Chlorophyceae; Chlamydomonadales; Astrephomenaceae
Source: the annotation of a GenBank genome assembly